AUGCCUCGUCCACAAUUUUUUGUUGGACUUCGCAAGCACGGCGAGAAGUCUGUCUUUGCGAAUGUAGAAAAAGAGGGAGAUGAUUAUAUCUGUGCCGAUCCAUCCAUUCGAGUCUCCGUCCAGCUAACUUGUAACUCCUUGCAUGUGGAAUCGACUAACAUCAAUACUACCUUCUUGUCACCAGUAUCUGACAUCCGCGAUCUGCAUGAUUCUGCCAUCCAGUCGAUGGACAUCUCGUGCACAGGGAAUCUCAUUGUAUCGUCGGAUAUCAGCGGGAAUCUGAUCAUCUCUAAUGUGAUGAAUGGAAGCCUUCUGCGUGUAUUAAAAGGCCACAUAAUGGACGUUUACAAAUGUCGGUUUUUCCCUAGUGGUUUGGUUGUUCUCUCAGCUGGCAUGGAUAUGUCGGUAAGGGUAUGGUCAGUGGAGACAGGACAAUGCCCGCGAGUAUUCAGAGGGCAUACCAUGGCGGUCACAGACAUUGCCAUCAUUGGCGUUGGUCGUGAAGUAUUGUCAUGCUCAAAUGACGGCGCUGUGAUCAAGUGGUUGUGUGCAGAUGGAUCACAGCAAGAAUUAUGGAGACUCGAAGCUGGACAGUGCAACGCUCUUGCUCUUGAUCAAAGUAAGGCCGUUUGA
This is a messenger RNA of Cylicostephanus goldi, 633 nucleotides long. The record is from the annotation of a GenBank genome assembly. NCBI's taxonomy places the organism in Eukaryota, Metazoa, Nematoda, Chromadorea, Rhabditida, Strongylidae.